CUCCUAAACGUAUUCAAUCAAGAACUCGAAGGUGGAAGAACAUACCCUCAGGAGGUGCCAAUGUCUUCAGACGACUUUUCAGCCUAUUUUCUCUCGUACGACCUCAUCGUGGGCAUUUUGAUUGAUGCAAGCAAACUAUCUCGACUCAGCGGAGACAGCAUUGAUGUUCCAGCCUCUGGACUGGCUCUCACUGCCAGCAUGGUUGCGGAGGUGCUCCACGUCGACGAACUUAGCACGACUUUUGAUAGGUCUCACGACUGGGAGAAGGUCUAUGCAUUCUCUUACUACAUCAAGCCAAAUUACCCUGGUCGUUCUUCUCAUCUUUGCAACGCGGGCUUCGUCGUUCCCCCUGCCACGCGAGGGCUAGGCCUCGGAGGCGUGGCGGGCAAAAGCUUCUUGUCGUAUGCGCCCCGAUGCGGUUACCGGGGCUCGGUUUUCAAUCUUGUCUACCAGACAAAUGAGGCAAGCGUGAAGAUCUGGGAGAGACUCGGAUUCGAGAAGGUAGGCAAGAUUCCCGAUGCGGGGAGGCUUAUAACGAGAGCCGAUGGGAAGGAGGACUACGUCGGUGCGUGGAUCAUCUACGGGGACUUUCAAAGGCUAGCCAUGGUCGAUGAACAGGCCCAGGAAAGGAUGGCGAAGGAGGCUUGCAAGGUGUCCAGCUCUCUCGAGACGUCCUAGACAUUCAUUCUUGACCGUAGCACUUCAUGUCGUAUAGCAUUGUUGUGUAUCAUCUCUCUUAUUUUUCUGAAGGGCAACAGCAACAGAUGAAAACAGCGCAAUUCUUGCCACCAGAAAUUUGAGAAAGACAAAUUGGCAAAAAAAUGAUUGUAUUUACUGCAAAAUUUUGGCAUC
Acaromyces ingoldii is the source of this 852-nucleotide messenger RNA. RefSeq lists its product as hypothetical. Gene Ontology annotation, molecular function: acyltransferase activity, transferring groups other than amino-acyl groups. The record is from RefSeq and is a predicted model, not a curated record. The transcript has 2 exons. NCBI's taxonomy places the organism in Eukaryota, Fungi, Basidiomycota, Exobasidiomycetes, Exobasidiales, Cryptobasidiaceae. The coding region runs from base 61 to 678 and encodes 205 amino acids.